This is a messenger RNA of Prorocentrum cordatum, 262 nucleotides long. Lineage: Eukaryota; Dinophyceae; Prorocentrales; Prorocentraceae. The record is from the annotation of a GenBank genome assembly.
UCGAAGACCGCGGGCGCCGCCGAGGAUAAGAAGCGCAAGGCCGACGCCGAGGAGACCAAGACAGCGCCGAAGAGGCCGAAGAAAGCCUGCGACGCGAUCUCGACGACGGUCGGCGGGUUGGAUAAGCUCUACGCAGAGUGCUCUGAUCCUGGCGUGGCGGAGUGCGCGCUGUCCAGGCGCGCGCAGACGGCCGAGGCGACGUCGGCGACCAUCGCCGCCGCCCACGACGCGCUGAACGCGGCGAUCGAGGCCAAGCAGUGCC